AUGGGAUCUUGUAUUGGCAAAGAAGAUCCGCCGGGUGCCUCGUCACCAGCUCACACAUCUUCUACACUAGGUCGCGACACUCUCCCCAGCCAUCCAAGGAUAUCGUCAGCCUCAGGCGGUGCAAUUCCAUCAUCUACGUUAACAUCGUCGAGUGGAAAUGUAGUGGAUAAAAAUCAAAAUUUGGCUCAAUCAACAACAUUUGUUGCCUUGUUUCAAUAUGAUGCCAGAACAGAUGAUGAUUUGAGUUUCAAAAAAGAUGACAUUCUGGAAAUUUUAAAUGACACCCAAGGAGAUUGGUGGUUUGCAAGGCACAAAGCAACAGGAAGAACCGGAUACAUCCCAUCCAAUUAUGUAGCCAGAGAGAAAAGUAUUGAGUCACAACCAUGGUAUUUUGGAAACAUACGGAGGAUAGAUGCUGAGAAGCGUCUUCUUCAAAACCUCAACGAGCACGGUGCCUACCUAGUAAGGGAUUCCGAGAGUAAACAACAUGAUUUUUCAUUAUCAGUUCGUGAAAAUGAUACCGUCAAGCACUACCGAAUCAGGCAACUCGAUCAUGGAGGCUACUUCAUUGCCAGACGACGUCCGUUCGCCACGUUGCACGAUCUCAUUGCACAUUAUCAACGAGAAGCAGAUGGUCUUUGUGUGAAUCUAGGAAAGGCUUGUGUCAAGUCAGAAGCUCCACAGACAUCUACAUUCACGUAUGAUGAUCAAUGGGAAGUAGAUCGUCGAUCGGUUCGUCUCAUCCGACAAAUCGGUGCUGGGCAGUUUGGGGAGGUAUGGGAAGGACGAUGGAAUUCAAAUCUGCCAGUUGCUGUGAAAAAGCUGAAAGCUGGAACAGCGGACCCAACCGAUUUUCUUGCUGAAGCGCAGAUUAUGAAAAAACUGAGACACCCAAAACUUUUGUCACUGUACGCUGUUUGCACAAAAGAUGAGCCGAUUCUUAUAGUGACCGAGUUGAUGCAAGAGAAUUUACUCACAUUUUUACAACGAAGAGGGAGGCAGUAUCAGAUGCCACAACUGGUUGAAAUAUCAGCUCAAGUGGCUGCUGGAAUGGCAUAUCUCGAGGAGAUGAAUUUCAUUCAUCGAGACUUGGCAGCCAGAAACAUUCUCAUCAGCGCCGGGAUGUCAGUGAAAAUUGCAGACUUUGGAUUAGCAAGAAUUCUAAUGAAAGAGAAUGAAUACGAAGCAAGGACCGGUGCAAGAUUUCCAAUUAAAUGGACUGCUCCAGAAGCUGCGAAUUAUAACCGAUUUACUACAAAAUCGGAUGUUUGGAGUUUCGGAAUAUUGCUCACAGAGAUCGUAACGUUUGGACGGUUACCGUAUCCUGGAAUGACAAAUGCGGAAGUGCUCCAACAAGUAGAUGCUGGGUACCGUAUGCCGUGUCCCGCCGGCUGUCCUCCAGUACUCUACGACAUCAUGCAACAAUGCUGGAGAAGCGAUCCCGAUAAAAGACCAACAUUCGAAACUCUUCAAUGGAAAUUAGAAGAUCUGUUCAAUUUGGAUUCUUCCGAAUAUAAAGAAGCCAGUAUGAACUUCUAA
Messenger RNA from Caenorhabditis briggsae, 1539 nucleotides. RefSeq names its product Protein CBR-SRC-2 (gene Cbr-src-2). Gene Ontology annotation, cellular component: extrinsic component of cytoplasmic side of plasma membrane. Gene Ontology annotation, biological process: protein phosphorylation; cell surface receptor protein tyrosine kinase signaling pathway; cell differentiation. Gene Ontology annotation, molecular function: signaling receptor binding; ATP binding; non-membrane spanning protein tyrosine kinase activity. NCBI's taxonomy places the organism in Eukaryota, Metazoa, Nematoda, Chromadorea, Rhabditida, Rhabditidae. The record is from RefSeq and is a predicted model, not a curated record. Bases 1 to 1539 code for a protein of 512 amino acids. The transcript is spliced from 7 exons.